Messenger RNA from Ruditapes philippinarum (Manila clam), 1134 nucleotides. RefSeq lists its product as uncharacterized. Lineage: Eukaryota; Metazoa; Mollusca; Bivalvia; Venerida; Veneridae. The record is from RefSeq and is a predicted model, not a curated record. Bases 65 to 700 code for a protein of 211 amino acids. The transcript is spliced from 3 exons.
ACACGGAAGGACUGCUUGAACGUAUUCAGAAGACCUUUUGUUGAUUACGAAAGAAAGUUUGAGGAUGUGGGUUGAAGUGCCUAUAUUGCCUUUACCAUUGGCAAUAUUUUGUUGUGUUAUCAAUUUUAUUCUUCCAGGAUUUGGAACAAUGAUAGCCAGCUGUAGCUGGUGUUGUUGUGCACAAAAAGUAGAGCUCGAAGAUCCUGAAGCUCGUGAUCAUGAGUUAGAGGACACUGAUUGCGCAAAGUGCUGUGACUUGUGUUGGGCUGGCUUUGGACAACUUCUCGGGGCACUAGGGCUUGUUGGCUGGGGGCUUAGCUGCUACACAGGUGUACUGCUUAUAGAUAUCAGUUUAAAAUAUCAUAAAGGUAACAAGGUAGAUGCAAUUAGCGUAGGGCACAAUGCUGGUUCCACGUCCAUCAUCGAACAGCCAGGUUCAAAUUCUGGACCCAUUACUGAACAACCUAGCGGUAGUCUUACGGCCUCAAACAACCCGAAUGUAGACCACAGGUUGAAGCUAGUAACAGAUGUUUAUACGAUAAAUGAUGACAAUAAAGAACAAAAAGUAAUAGUUGUUUACGACGAGAGUGUGACCGCUAAAUUAGGAAAUGAUAGUGGAUGGCAUCCAGGUAUCCUUUUUGUUCAACCUGAAACAGACGAUGAAACAACUUCUAAAACAUCCGUUACGAUUGAAAAAUGAUGUGUUUCAAUCGAUAGCAUCUUAAAAUAAAUCUAAUCUUAAGUUUUGAUUGUCUUAAAAUUCUGGAAAAAGACGCACACAAAUUAAUAUUGCAAGUGUAAUAUUUACUCACUUUUAGACUAAUAUAUUUUUUCUCAAAUGAUCUAUUGCACAAUGUCGUAUUUAACUCCGUGAAUAGAUAUAAUAUUAUUUUUCGUUAUUAAAUGUCGUCAAAAAACGCAUGCCGGUCAAAUAAAAUUAUGAGUGAAGUUUGUAUUGUUUGUAUUGUAUUUCUUUCACGCCAUGGCCGCGUAAUUAUCAUGUUUGGCCAUUUAUCAUUAAUUUGAUAUUUUUCGAUGAUAAAUGACUCAUUGGGGUUUGAAAAAUACAUAGCGAUAAUCUUUAUUGACACACACUUUAACAAGCUAUAGAUAUUAUUUUAAACGUUCAAAUAG